Molecule: messenger RNA, 1500 nt
Organism: Parnassius apollo (apollo)
Lineage: Eukaryota; Metazoa; Arthropoda; Insecta; Lepidoptera; Papilionidae
Source: the annotation of a GenBank genome assembly
AUGGCGUUUGCUGGGACAAAUAUUAGUUUGUCCCAGCCUGAUAUCACGCAGAAACUAACGGAGCGCAUAGAUGACCUGAAGCAAAAAAUCGCUGAUUGGGGGAAGCGGAUUCGACGAUUUAGCGAGAGGUCAAGGCGGUUCAACCAGAAUCGUCUCUUCCAGAGUGAUCAUAAGAGCCUCUAUAAAUCAUUGGAGCGACCAGAGGUAUGUGGAGCGGGCCCAGGACUGGAUCAGGCUGACACUGUCGCAUUUUGGCGUGGCCUGUGGUCAGAGCCCGUAAAUCACAGCGAGGGCCCUUGGAUGGAAGUUGUGGCGAGCCAGAGUGCAAGUGUUACGCCUAUGGACCCCGUCGCCAUAACGCCUGAAGACGUGGCUGAGGUGGUCCAGCUGGAGCCAUCUCUAUCCGACACUGAGCAAAACCUGGCAGACCGAGUUCGGUACAUCCUGCACUCCAACAUAUUUGGUGACGCCGAACUCGAACGACUACGACGUGAGGCUGUUCCCUCAUCGGAUGGAAAUGCUACGGCUGGGAAUGCGGCGCCACUAAUUGCGCAGCAAACUGCAAAUUUGGACGCUGCCGUCAAUAUUCCAUUUGUGGUUGAUUUAGACGAUGAUGGAAUAGUCCCUCGCGAACUAGAGAAAAUGAGGAGCAUAUUGGAAGAGUUGAUGCUGGAAACGCGCAGCAUGCUUCUCGAAAAUCGACCGCGCAUUCCCCGCAUACCCAUUAGCAAGCGAAAUCGGGCUAUCGUGCGGGCUCUUAACCCAAUGCUGAUGACCUAUUUGGAAGCCAACCGGGACCUUUGCGAGACGGACUCAAUUCUUUUUGGCGCCGCACUGGCAGUAUGCCGUAUUAUUGGCGCCAAACUUCCCGUGGCUGGACGUGCUACUCAAAAAAGUAGCGCCAUCCCAGCCUGGAGAAAAAGGAUCGAGGACCGUAUCGCAAAGGCAAGGUCCCUUAUCGGCGGACUGACAAACUUCAGGUCGGGUAAUAAUAGACGAAAAGUUGUGCGCACCGUUAGAAAGGCGUUUUCUGGGACAAAUUUUAAUUUGUCCCAGCUGGAUAUCACACAAAAACUAACGGAGCGCAUAGAUGACCUGAAGCAAAAAAUCGCUGCUUGGGGGAAGCGGAUUCGACGAUUUAGCGAGAAGUCAAGGCAGAUCAACCAGAAUUGUUUCUUCCAGAGUGAUCAGAGAAGGCUCUAUAAACCAUUGGAGCGACCAGAGUUAUGUGGAGCGGGCCCAGGACCGGAUCAGGCUGACACUGUCGCAUUUUGGCGUGGCCUGUGGUCAGAGCCCGUAAACCACAGCGAGGGCCCUUGGAUGAAAGUUGUGGCGAGCCAGAGUGCAAGUGUUACGCCUAUGGACCCCGUCAUCAUAACGCCUGAAGACGUGGCUGAGGCGGUCCGUAGGGCCCCGAACUGGAAAAGUCCGGGGCUCGACGAGCUGCAUCAUUACUGGCUGAAGGGGUUCGUAGUGUGUCACGCCGUGCUCGCCCGAUAG